Messenger RNA from Colletotrichum truncatum, 486 nucleotides. RefSeq names its product laccase-1 precursor. The record is from RefSeq and is a predicted model, not a curated record. Gene Ontology annotation, molecular function: oxidoreductase activity; copper ion binding. NCBI's taxonomy places the organism in Eukaryota, Fungi, Ascomycota, Sordariomycetes, Glomerellales, Glomerellaceae.
AUGCUCGUCGACUGGGCCAGCCCGACCCUGCAGCAAAUCGUCAACGGCACCACCAGCUGGGAAACCGACGACGCCGUCAUCAAACUCAGCGAGGCCGGCCAGUGGGUCUACUUCGUCGUGGAGACCACUCUUGCCGUCCCCCACCCCAUUCACUUGCACGGCCACGACUUCUUCAUCCUGGCUCAGGGUUCCGGUACCUACUCCAGCUCCGUCACCCUCAACACCAGCAACCCUCCCAGAAGAGACACGGCCCUGCUGCCCGCUUCCGGAUACCUCGUCAUGGCCUGGGAGACCGACAACCCGGGUGCCUGGCUCAUGCACUGCCACAUUGGCUGGCACACAUCCGAGGGCUUCUCCAUGCAGUUCGUCGAGCGUUACAGCGAGAUUUCCGCCCUCACCAACUCCACUGCGCUGAACAAUGUCUGCUCUGACUGGAGCACUUUCCAGGAGGAGUACUCCAUUGAGCAGGAGGACUCGGGUGUCUAA